Messenger RNA from Cryptomeria japonica (Japanese cedar), 1741 nucleotides. RefSeq lists its product as uncharacterized. The transcript is spliced from 5 exons. The coding region runs from base 409 to 1722 and encodes 437 amino acids. NCBI's taxonomy places the organism in Eukaryota, Viridiplantae, Streptophyta, Pinopsida, Cupressales, Cupressaceae. The record is from RefSeq and is a predicted model, not a curated record.
GAGGAUGUAAGAAAGUGCUUGGAGAUGUAAAAAUGGUUACGUGUUUUACACAGUGCAACUUUGACGUCUAAUCUGCAAUCGUAACAGACCAGAUUCAAUCACGAAAAAGAUAAAGAGUAUGCAAACCACAAAGAAAUUGAGAAGACGAGCGAAGUCCACAUACUACAGAGCUAGUCAAUGCUCAGAGUCUACAGUAUCUAUGUCUCGUAACAUGGAUUAUUCCUACUGAAGAAGUGGACGAAUGAAUGACCUAUGGGUUUCUCCAGGUGGGAGCUUGGAAGAUGCUCAUUCACUUUUUAUUUCGUACUUGCAGCCCUAAAUUUACUUCCCUAAGUCUCGAGUCUUCUCUUCUACAAACCCCAAUUUCUGAGCAGAGAACAAGGCUGAGAUCAAAACGAAAAUAUCAUUAUGGCUGAAAUGGUGGGAGGGGCGGUGCUAGGCACUGUGGUCGACGUAGGGGCUCUCGACGGUGGAGAGGGGGUUAGAAUGGCGGAGAAAUCUUUAAACACAGAUCUGGUGGGAGUGAGGCCAACUAGCCGUAGACCAGUAGGUGAUGAGCAGGCUGGUGACGAGCAGAUUAUUGAGGCACGUGCUAUAACUGAAAGGGGAGACAGCUUUAGGUCAAGUGACCCUGGGAUUGAUCUGGUGGAAGUGAGGCCAACUAGCCGUAGACCAGUGGGUGAUGAGCAGGUUGUUGACGAGCAUUUUAUUGAGGCACGUGCUAUAACUGAAAGGGCUUUUUCAGGCGACCCUGGAAAAGACCAUUUGCCCACAGGGCCUUCAACAUCUGUCCGAUACAUUCAGCAAUUUGCUCAUUGGGCUUCUACAUUCAACUGGGGUGCCGUAGUGCUUAUCCUUGGAAGUUAUGGAUUGUUGCUGUCUAAUCCUCUGUUUUGGCUGUGCUGGAGUAUCCUCGUCACAAAGGCUGUGAUUUAUUACUCCAUACAACCUUACUGGGAGUGGAUUGAAGAUUCCACACGAACAACAGAUGAAUCAGAGGGCACUAGAAAGCCUCAUCGAUUCUCUGAUCAUGGCGGAGCAGGAGCCAUUAUUCUCAAGGUAGGGAUGAGCAUUGCCCUCAUUAUCCUUAUUUUACAUAGUGAGGACAUCACACAAAGACAAAAUACAGUACUCUUGAUUGUUGCAGCUUCAAUUAUUUUAUUCGAAGGAUUUAUGCCACUUUUAGUUGGAAGAGAGGAAUUGAGUUUAUGGAGGAAUCCAUUGAACAAUAUUACAGAAGAUCAAAAGUGGAAAGCUUUAAUUUUCUUUACUCCGUCUGCUAUACAUGCAAUAAUUUUUACGACAGGACCAAUUGUCCUCGGAGGAGACUUGGGCCAACUAAUGCGUAAGGAAGCCUUCUGGGGUUUCGGUUUUAUAUUUCUGGUAGAUCUCCUGGCAGAGGUUAUUCGUAGAUUUGGUAGUGGAAGGCACUCUCCAUCUGUUAUGGCAGAGAAUUUGCCAAAAAACCACUAUGUUGCUGUCAUUUUGCGACUGGUUGUUGAAGGGUGUUUGUGUUGCUGGAUGACUAAAGAGAUAUGUCAAGAGGCUUAUUUUUCUUCGCAUUUGGCAAGUGAUGUCUGUAACAGACUAUGUCGAGAGAGAAGCAAGCAACUGCUCAUCACCAUGGUAGCUCUGGGAGGCCUCCAAGCGACGGGGACUUUCAUCGCUCCUUUAUGUUCUUGUCUUCUUGGUCCUCGUGAUGUCCCCAAUAAAAUGUUAUGAUAGAAGUGUUUUUGGUCUU